Messenger RNA from Xenia sp. Carnegie-2017, 2672 nucleotides. RefSeq names its product cullin-2-like. Gene Ontology annotation, molecular function: ubiquitin protein ligase binding. Gene Ontology annotation, cellular component: SCF ubiquitin ligase complex; Cul2-RING ubiquitin ligase complex. The record is from RefSeq and is a predicted model, not a curated record. Gene Ontology annotation, biological process: protein ubiquitination; SCF-dependent proteasomal ubiquitin-dependent protein catabolic process. Bases 298 to 2514 code for a protein of 738 amino acids. NCBI's taxonomy places the organism in Eukaryota, Metazoa, Cnidaria, Anthozoa, Malacalcyonacea, Xeniidae. The transcript has 26 exons.
GCUACAUCAUUACCUUUUUGGGCGCAUGCGCGAAAUGAUGGGAAUGAGUGUUAGUGAACGAAACUAGUCUAUUUACAAAAUACAAUUAUAAACACUGUUAAAUCAUGGAUCAACGGUAAAAUGUACGGCAGAAGAUACGUCAACUUUUUUUGAUUUUUUGCCAAUAUUCAAAAAAAAAAUGUGUAAAUAUCACUUGAGGACGAUGAAAGUUUCGGAAAGAGCAUUUCGUGUUCGUAAUAAUUGUCUUGGUAAGGUGAAAGUUACACUAUAUUAAAGAUAAGCUGUGGAAACACGACGAUGCCAUUCAUGAAUAGACGUUUGCGUUUCGACGAAACAUGGCAAGGGAUAUCGUCAACGGUCGAUGCUGUCCUGGGAUUGCGAAAAGUCACGAGAAAAGAUUGGAAUGAAAGAUUUACAGAUGUGUACUCUUUGUGUGUUGCCUAUCCCGAGCCUAUGGUGGAAAAAUUGUAUGAAGAGAUCAAAGCUUUGCUAAAGGCGCAUGUCAACAGAAUCUAUUGUGAAUUAUCAUCUGGCACAUACUAUCUUGAAUUGUACCACAGUCAUUGGUCCCAAUAUAACCGAAGUUGUGAAUACUUGGAUUUGCUGUUUCGCCACCUGAAUAUACACAUCAAAAAGGGAGAAGGAAAUGGCAAUGAUAUGACAACUUAUUCCAGUGUUCUGUCCGAUAACGAAUGCAAGAUUGAAGUGGGCCAGCUAGCCUUACGAAUUUGGAAGGAGAUUGUUAUUCAACGGAUAAAAGAAAAACUAAUUCCGGAAAUUUUGGCUGAAGUGAAAAGGGACAGAGAGGGUGGAAAUGCACAACGAGACGUAAUUCAAGGAGCUAUCGAGUCUUUGGUUAUAGUACAGCAAUAUUUUGAACGUGGAAAACUAGAGCUUUACGAAGGUGAAUUUGAGAAAAAACUCUUGGUUGAAACAACAGAGUUCUACAAGACCGUGUCUUCCAAUCUCGUGUCAGAACUCACGUGCUCAGCUUAUUUAGUCAAGGCAGAUAGUCUUCUUCGCGAUGAGAAAGUGCGAACCUCGCAGCUUUUCCAUCACUCUUCGACGGAGAAGGUUAACAAGGAAUGCGAAAGACAGUUGGUGGAAAGUCACGUGGCUUUACUCGAGUCAGAAUGCAGGCAGAUGAUCAAAGAGGAAAACCUCGAAGAUCUUUCACGCAUGUACUCUCUUAUGAAGUUGAGUGUGCUUGGGUUGCGCGCAAUGGUUCAAUUGCUGGAAGAACAUAUCGAAAAAAAAGGACUUGAGGCGAUUUGCUGUAUCGACAAGGAAAAAACACCUGCUAACUUUGUUCGUGCGUUACUUCAAGUACAUCGAAAGUAUCUCGAUUUGAUAAAUACCACAUUCAGCGGAGAAAAAGCCUUUUUGAUGGCGUUCAAUAAGGCAUUCUAUGUUGUCGUUAACAGCGAUAAAUCCGGGCAGAAAAGUUCACAGUCAGCAGAACUGUUAGCACGAUUUGCCGAUUCCAUCUUGAAGAAAAACCAACGAAAUAUGAGCGAGAACGAACAAGAAGAAAAUAUGGCUGACAUCAUACUCCUUUUUAAAUACCUCGAUAAUAAAGAUAUUUUUCAAAAGUUUUAUUCGAAAAUGUUGGCGAAGCGUCUCAUUCACAACACGUCUAUCUCAAUGGACGCCGAAGAAAACAUGAUCAACCGACUGAAGCAUACCUGUGGUUACGAGUACACAAACAAUCUACAUCGCAUGUUUACGGACAUGAGUUUGAGCGAGGAUUUAAACAAAAGCUUUUAUGAAGACCUGGCUAGAAAAAACAGUUCGCUGGAUAUCACCGCUUCCUAUCUUAUAUUGCAGUCAGGUGCUUGGCCACUUGCUGUUAACACAGUUUCGUCGUUGACAAUACCUCAAGAAUUCGUCGACCCGAUUACUUGGUUUGAACAGUUUUACGGUAAACGAUUUCAAGGAAGGAAGUUAACCUGGCUUCAUCAUCUUUCCAACGGUGAAGUUCGUUUGAAUCAUUUUCAAAGGCCAUACAUCGUCACCGCGUCCAGUUACCAGAUGGCCGUGAUGCUUUUGUUUAAUCAUUCGGCGAGUUUAAGUUUUGGCGAAAUUCUUGCACAAACCGAGAUUGCCGAGAAAGAGUUAGAAAGAACAUUGAAGUCACUUGUAGAUGUUAAACUCCUACUGUCUUUCAAGGACGCGGGCUCCGCAACAUACACGUGCAACCCAGACUUUUCAAACAAAAGAACUAAGUUAAAAAUCACCGUCCCUGUUCUACGAGAAACCACUCAGGAAGCUAAUCGAUUUCGCUCGUCAAUCGAUGAAGACAGAAAAUUGUACAUUCAGGCAAACGUCGUACGCGUGAUGAAAGCUCGCAAAGUUCUUAAACAUAACACGCUAGUCCAAGAGGUGAUCAGUCAGUCAAAGACGAGAUUCUCUCCAAGCGUAUCUAUGAUAAAGAAAGCGAUCGAGUCUUUGAUUGAUAAGCAAUAUUUGGAACGAAAGAACGGCAGCAAGGACGAGUACACUUACUUGGCGUAGAAUGGAAAGUUUAGUGCUCGCCAAGCAAUUUUAAUUUUAUAUGUUUUUUCAACAUGAUGAAACAGCUUCAAUAAAUUGUGAAUUUAUUAUUCGACAUACGUAUGUUAUUAAGUGGACAAAUGCAUCAUUUUAAUAAACGAGAUUAUUUUUGCGACCAA